Cydia strobilella is the source of this 291-nucleotide messenger RNA. RefSeq names its product E3 ubiquitin-protein ligase RNF168-like. The record is from RefSeq and is a predicted model, not a curated record. Bases 1 to 291 code for a protein of 96 amino acids. The transcript has a single exon. NCBI's taxonomy places the organism in Eukaryota, Metazoa, Arthropoda, Insecta, Lepidoptera, Tortricidae.
AUGAUUCGAGAUACAGGAGUUAAUAGAAAUGGAAAUAGAAUUUUAAAAAGAAGCGCCAUACCAACAGUGAAGCUGAGACUCCUAGCAGUCCUCGGAGGAUGUGUGAGGAUCGCGCCCCCCGCCCCCGCCGGCGCGCGCUGUGGCGUGUGCCUGGAGGAGCCGCUCACGCGAGUAUUGAUACCGUGCGGACACGUCCUGUGCGACGAGUGCCUCGUCGGCAUACGGGCGUCCGAACCGCAGAUGCGCGACAGUUGUCCAUAUUGCAGGACCCAUAUUGGCAACUUGCAUUAA